Daucus carota subsp. sativus is the source of this 1764-nucleotide messenger RNA. Its product is annotated as probable DNA primase large subunit. The coding region runs from base 106 to 1461 and encodes 451 amino acids. Gene Ontology annotation, cellular component: alpha DNA polymerase:primase complex. Gene Ontology annotation, biological process: DNA replication initiation; DNA replication, synthesis of primer. NCBI's taxonomy places the organism in Eukaryota, Viridiplantae, Streptophyta, Magnoliopsida, Apiales, Apiaceae. The transcript has 18 exons. The record is from RefSeq and is a predicted model, not a curated record.
CUACGCUGGGAACAUCUUCCCGCCAAAAUUUCCCCCCAUUUAUCAAUCACAAUCAGAUCUUGUCUUUUCUGUUCUCCACUUGCUUUUCGCCGGCAAAACAAAACAAUGGAAAUCGUCCGGUCACAAAGUAAACCCUCCGGUCCAGCCGCUGUCCCGACGAUUCCUCUGUACCGGUCCGCUCCAGAACUUGAAGUCAGACUCGAAGAUUUCGAGCUUUUCGCCAUCGAUCGCCUCCGAGUUCUUAAAGGGAUUUCUGAUGGAUUAUCUCGAGGAAAGAAACCCGAUGAAAUGGAGAAAUUGGUAAGUGAGUUAUGGAGAGCUAAUAUGAAGCAUUCGAUAUCGUCUGAGGUUACCAAUAAAGACAUAAUUUCCCAUUUUGUUCUUCGCCUUGUCUAUUGUCGGACUGAAGAAUUGAGAAAAUGGUUUCUGUCGAUUGAGACUACUCUCUUUCGUUAUCGUUUCCAGCGUGAAACGUCUGAUGUCCAGAGGGAACUUAUGGCAGAGUUUGAACUUCCUUACAAAGCUGUUGGCAAUGUAGAAUAUGAGGGUUUGAAGGAUAAAUUAAGUCAAGUCGCACGCUCCAUUGGACAAUCUUUGCCUAGUGGUAAUGCGGUUUUUUACAAGGUACCGUUCGAAGAAGUUCCAGACCUGGUGGCUACUCGCAAAGUUUAUAUUCAAAAGGGACAUGCCUAUGUUGCUAUGAAUCAGGUAGUAUCACUUGUUGUGACGCAAUUUCGUAGUCAUCUAUCAAAGGCACUUGUGCUUACAAACAGAAAAUGGACAUCAAUGAUUAGAGAAAAGGAAUCAGAUCGUUUAACUCCUAUUGUCGAAGCAUUAGCUACAAGCUAUCUAGGUCCUGACUAUUCCCAGCCAAAAGAAUUUACAGAAAUAUCACUAAAAGACAUUGAUCAAGUUGCUAAAAGUUCAUUUCCAUUGUGCAUGCGUCACCUGUUCGAAAAGCUAAGAGAGGAUCAUCACUUGAAGCAUGGAGGGAGAAUGCAGCUCGGACUAUUUCUCAAGGGUGUUGGGUUGACGUUGGAUGAUGCUCUUGUAUUUUGGAAAUCAGAGUUCUCCAGGAAAGUUGGUACAGAAAGAUUUGACAAAGAAUAUGCUUAUGGUAUACGCCACAACUAUGGAAAAGAAGGAAAGAGAGUGGAUUAUACACCAUAUUCGUGUCAAAAAAUCAUAUCGUCUACUCCAGGUGUGGGGGAUCACCAUGGUUGUCCUUAUCGCCAUUUCAGUGAAGAGAAUUUGAGAGCCGCACUUGGUAAAAUGGGGGUAAGCAGUCGUGCACUCGAGGACGUGAUAGAUAAAGCACGAAACAGACAUUACCAGUUGGCAUGCACUUUGACAUUUGAGGCCGUACAUAACUCAUCUUGUGAUGCUGGAGUAAAUCAUCCAAACCAGUACUUCAGCGACAGUCAAAGCAUAUUAAAAUCCAAGGGGAAUUCUGUUGCAUAAAAAUUACGUAUGGAUGAAAUGAAGGAUACUCGGUAACUUACGCAUCCGGCUCAGAGUUUUGUUUCAAGGGUAUCUCCAUGACUCCAUGUCCUCCCCUGUUAUUCAAUUUACCAAGUACAUGUAUAUUAUGUAUCUGUCGGAAAUUACUGCCAGUCGAUGAGUGCUGUAGAAGUAUUGUUUGUUUAGGUGGCCAUUGAUGGUUCUACAAAGAUUGUACUUUGCCGGAACAGCUUGAUGAAUUUGCUCAAGAGUAUUUAUACUGAAAUAGAAUAUUUACAAAUUAUCAAAAGCUUGGACAGGACU